GUGCCGCGGCUCCCCGGGGGCUCUGGUGCUGCGGGGCUGGGGGAAACCGAGGCAGGGAGCCGGCAGCGCUUUGCCGAUCCCUUUCCUUGCGCCCGUGGGUGCUGCUGCCCCACCUGUGGCAGGUAGACGGGCAAAAAGGGGUGGGCGGACAGACGGACGGGUGGCCUCGCAGAACCUGGCAGGGGGACAAUCCCUGCAGGAGAUACCUGUGCCGCUGGGGCUGCCGCGCUCCCGGCUCCGGGAGAGGUGCGGUGCGAGGAUGGCCCCAAGCUGGCUCUGCAACAAGGUACCGGGGGGGGGGUCCAGGGGGGGCUCACAGCUCUUUGGGGUGCAGCAGGGUCCAUGCCGGCACUCCUGGGCACUGGGACGGUGCCACCGCCUUGGGUAAGGGCUGGAUGGAUCUGUCCCUGUCCCGCUGGGCUCUGCGCGGUGCCGGUGGGCGAGCGGCAGCCGGGGUCUUGCCAGGGUCCCCGUGUGCUGCCCGGGGGAACUCCUGUCCCGGUGCUUCAUCUCUGAGGGUGAGGGCUGCUCGCAGCAAAUCCGGGUGGGCUCCUUGCACCCGGGACCACCCUGCCACCUCCUCCCUACGCCUUGAGCCAGCGGGAACUCCUCGGGUAUCCCUUGUGCAGCCUUGCUGGCCAUCCCCAGGUUUCGGGGCUGCACCCUGUGUUUGCUCUCCCAAAGGAGAACGGCCUGGAACCGGUGGUUUAUUGCACUCUUUGGGUCUGCUGCACGUUUCCCACCGCAGCUGGAGGAGUCAGAUGCUGCCCUGCACCCAAGGGUGCCCUGCCCAGCCUGAGCCCUCCCUGCGGUUGCCUGCGGCACGAGCACGUCCCCGCGGUGCUACAGGCUGGAGCUGUGGGGUCUGGUCGCCGUGGGGCUCCUGGGGCUCGGCUACCUGCUCUACCAUGUUGACCAGCUGUGGCCCAGCAUGGUCCCUGAGGGCAGCACCCUCCCCAGCCCCCGGGCAGCCCCCAGGCUCCCCCCGCCCCGGGCUCUGCCCACCCCUGCCCCGUGCGUGGCCAAUGCCUCGGUCCACAACAUCUCCGGCUUCGCCAAGCUGCCCGGCCACGUGCAGGACUUCAUGCGGUACCGGCACUGCCGGUCCUUCCCGGCGCUGCUCAACAUCCCCGGCAAGUGCGGGGGGCCCGAGGGGUCCCCCAACAUCUUCCUCCUCUUGGCCAUUAAGUCAUCACCGGUGAACUACGAGCGGCGGGAGGUGAUCCGCAAGACCUGGGGGCAGGAGAAGACCUUUGAAGGAGCCUUCAUCCGCCGAGUCUUCCUUGUGGGGGUGGCCCCCAGCGCCCAGGAUGCCAAGAAACUCAACUGGCUUCUGCAGCUGGAGCAGCGGGAGCACGGGGACGUGCUGCAGUGGGGCUUCAGGGACACCUUCUUCAACCUGACGCUGAAGCAGGUGCUUUUCCACGCCUGGCUGGAGGAGCACUGCCCCGGCGUCCGCUUCAUCUUCAACGGGGACGACGACGUCUUCGUCAACACGGACAACGUCGUCCGCUUCGCAAUGGGCGUCCAGGAGCAGCACCUCAUGGUGGGGCAGCUCUUCGUCAACAACAGCCCCGUCCGGCUCCAGCGCAGCAAGUACUUCGUGCCCACGCAGCUCCUGGCCUCCGACCGCUACCCGCCCUACUGCGGCGGCGGCGGGAUGCUCAUGUCCGGCUUCACCGCCCGUGUGAUUUCCCGGGAGUCGCGGGACGUCGAGCUCUUCCCCAUCGACGACGUCUACCUGGGCAUGUGCUUGGAGAAGGCAGGGCUGCUGCCCGCUUCCCACGCUGGCAUCCGGACCGUGGGCGUGGGGGUGCUGGCCAACACCGACCCCUUCGAUCCCUGCUACUACCGGGAGCUGCUGCUGGUGCACCGCUUCGCGCCCUACGAGACGGCGGUGAUGUGGCAGGCCAUCCACGAGCCCCAGCUGCUCUGCGGCAAGAGGGCGAGCAUCUUCUAGGGCGGCCGAGGAGGACUGAGAGCCAGGAUGAAAUACUGGUGCAAGCUGAGGGCUGCUCGGGCUGUGGCUUUCCCCAGAUUCCUGGUAGCUGCAGCUCUGGGGGGGACCCCAGGGCCGACCCCCCCUCUCCAGCGUUGUCCCACCAGGAGGGCAGAGAAUUGUCUGUGAUGCUGAGCCCUGGCUCCCACCCUGGGGACUGCUACGUGCCACCAUGCACCCAUCCUGCCCUUGGCCCCUUUCUGCCUGGUUUUUACCCCAAAUCUGCCCUCCCGUGGCCAGGGGACCCCUGAGGCACUGGAGGGAGAAUAAACGAACCCGUGUUGUUAAUGA
Molecule: messenger RNA, 2290 nt
Organism: Aquila chrysaetos chrysaetos
Lineage: Eukaryota; Metazoa; Chordata; Aves; Accipitriformes; Accipitridae
Gene: B3GNT3
Product: UDP-GlcNAc:betaGal beta-1,3-N-acetylglucosaminyltransferase 3
Exons: 2
Coding region: 932-1960 (342 amino acids)
Cellular component (GO): membrane
Molecular function (GO): hexosyltransferase activity
Source: RefSeq, a predicted model, not a curated record